AUGGCAAAUUCUAUGAAUGGCAGAAACCCUGGUGGUCGAGGAGGAAACCCACGAAAAGGUCGAAUUUUGGGUAUUAUUGAUGCUAUUCAGGAUGCAGUUGGACCUCCUAAGCAAGCAGCAGCAGAUCGCAGGACUGUGGAGAAAACUUGGAAACUCAUGGACAAAGUGGUGAGACUGUGCCAAAAUCCCAAACUUCAGUUGAAGAAUAGCCCACCAUAUAUACUUGAUAUUUUACCUGAUACAUAUCAACAUUUACGACUUAUAUUAAGUAAAUAUGAUGAUAACCAGAAACUUGCCCAACUCAGUGAGAAUGAAUAUUUUAAAAUUUACAUUGAUAGUCUAAUGAAAAAGUCAAAACGGGCGAUACGACUCUUUAAAGAAGGCAAGGAGAGAAUGUAUGAGGAGCAGUCCCAGGACAGAAGAAAUCUCACAAAACUCUCCCUCAUCUUCAGUCAUAUGCUGGCAGAAAUCAAAGCAAUCUUUCCCAAUGGUCAAUUCCAGGGAGAUAAUUUUCGUAUCACAAAAGCUGACGCCGCUGAAUUCUGGAGAAAGUUUUUUGGAGAAAAAACUAUUGUACCAUGGAAAGUAUUCAGACAGUGCCUUCAUGAAGUUCAUCAAAUUAGCUCCGGCUUGGAAGCUAUGGCUCUAAAAUCAACAAUUGACUUGACCUGCAAUGAUUACAUUUCAGUUUUUGAAUUUGAUAUUUUUACCAGGCUCUUUCAGCCUUGGGGUUCUAUUUUACGGAAUUGGAAUUUCUUAGCUGUAACACAUCCAGGUUACAUGGCAUUUCUCACAUAUGAUGAAGUGAAAGCACGACUACAGAAAUACAGCACUAAACCUGGAAGCUACAUUUUUCGGUUAAGCUGCACUCGAUUGGGACAGUGGGCCAUUGGCUAUGUGACAGGGGAUGGCAACAUCUUGCAGACCAUACCUCAUAAUAAGCCCUUAUUCCAAGCCCUGAUUGAUGGUAGCAGAGAAGGAUUCUAUCUUUAUCCUGAUGGAAGGAGUUAUAAUCCUGAUUUAACUGGAUUAUGUGAGCCCACACCACAUGAUCAUAUAAAAGUUACACAGGAGCAAUAUGAAUUAUAUUGUGAAAUGGGCUCAACUUUUCAACUCUGUAAAAUUUGUGCAGAGAACGACAAAGAUGUCAAGAUUGAGCCUUGUGGGCAUUUGAUGUGCACCUCUUGCCUUACAGCAUGGCAGGAAUCAGAUGGCCAGGGCUGCCCCUUCUGUCGCUGUGAAAUAAAGGGAACCGAGCCUAUAAUCGUGGAUCCCUUUGACCCAAGAGAUGAUGGCUCCAGGUGCUGCAGCAUCAUUGACCCCUUUGGCAUGCCCAUGCUGGAUCUGGAUGAUGAUGAUGACCGAGAGGAGUCUCUGAUGAUGAAUCGAUUGGCAAAUGUUCGCAAGUGUACUGACAGGCAGAAUUCACCUGUCACAUCUCCAGGGUCUUCUCCCCUUGCACAGAGAAGAAAGCCACAUCCAGAUCCUCUUCAGAUCCCACAUCUAAUCCUGCCACCUGUGCCUCCUCGCCUGGAUCUAAUUCAGAAAGGAAUAGUUCGGUCUCCCUGUAGCAGCCCAACUGGUUCCCCAAAGUCAUCUCCUUGUAUGGUGAGGAAACAAGACAAACCACUUCCAGCUCCACCACCUCCCUUAAGAGACCCUCCUCCCCCUCCGCCAGAAAGACCUCCACCAAUCCCUCCUGAAAAUAGACUGAGUCGACAUUUCCAUCAUGUGGAAAGUGUGCCUUCCAGAGACCAGCCCAUGCCCCUUGAAGCCUGGUGCCCUCGAGAUGUGUUUGGAACUAAUCCAUUGGUGGCAUGUCGACUUCUAGGGGAUGGCUCUCCCAAGCCUGGAAUCACUGCAAGUUCAAAUGUAAAUGAAAGACAUAGUAGAAUGGUCUCUGAUCCAGUGCUUAUGCGGAAACAUAAACGCCAUGAUUUGCCUUUAGAAGAAACCAAGGUUUUUUCCAAUGGCCACUUGGGAAAUGAAGACUAUGAUGUUCCUCCCCGGCUAUCUCCUCCUCCUCCAGCUACCACCACUCUCCUCCCUAGCAUAAAGUGUACUGGUCCUUUAGCAAAUUCCAUUUCAGAGAAAACGAGAGACCUAGUAGAGGAAGAUGAUGAUGAAUACAAGGUUCCUUCAUCCCAUCCUGUUCCACUGAAUUCACAACCAUCUCAUUGUCAUAAUGUAAAACCUCCUGUUAGGUCUUGUGAUAAUGGUCAUUGUAUAUUGAACGGAACACAUGGUACCUCUUCAGAAAUGAAGAAAUCAAACGUCCCUGAAUUGGGCAUAUAUUUAAAGGGAGAUGUUUUUGAUUCAGCCUCUGAUCCUGUGCCAUUGCCACCUGCCAGGCAUCCAACUCGAGACAACCCAAAGCAUGGUUCUUCACUCAACAGGACGCCCUCUGAUUAUGAUCUUCUCAUCCCUCCAUUAGGUGAAGAUGUUUUUGAUGCCCACCCUCCAUCUCUCCCACCUCCCCCACCUCCUGCAAGGCAUAGUCUCAUUGAACAUUCAAAACCUUCUGGCUCCAGUAGCCGACCAUCCUCAGGACAGGACCUUUUCCUUCUUCCUUCAGACCCCUUUUUUGAUCCAGCAAGUGGCCAAGUUCCUCUACCUCCUGCUAGGAGAUUACCAGGUGAAAAUGUCAAAUCCAACAGAACAUCGCAAGACUAUGAUCAGCUUCCUUCAUGUUCAGAUGGUUCACAAGCACCAGCCAGACCCCCGAAGCCACGGCCCCGCAGGACUGCACCAGAAAUUCACCACAGAAAGCCCCAUGGGUCUGAUGCAGCUUUGGAAAAUGUAGAUGCAAAAAUUGCAAAACUCAUGGGAGAGGGUUAUGCCUUUGAAGAAGUGAAGAGAGCCUUAGAGAUAGCCCAGAAUAAUGUCGAAGUGGCCCGUAGCAUCCUCCGAGAAUUUGCCUUUCCCCCUCCAGUCUCCCCACGUCUCAAUCUAUAGCAGUCAAGACUGUAAACACCGAAAUGUAAAGCAAUCGAUGAAUAUUCCAGGAGUGUGGAAUGGAAAGCAGAAGUGAGAUGUGAUUCAGGAAAAGACGGGGUCGCCUGUUCAUCUGGCAUCUUAGGAAGAGAGGCUUGAGAAUGCAGCUUCUCAGAAAAACACACUGCUUGUUCAGGAUGUCCACACCUGCAGCUUUCUUAUUUUUGCUAGCCAUAUUUUAAAUCAGGGUUGAACUGACAAAAAUAAUUUAAAGACGUUUACUUCCCUUUGAAUCUGUGAAAUGCUUUUCCUUGUUUACAUGUUGGUGAAGUUGCAGUUUGCUUUUGUUUAUGUUUUUUUUUUUUUUUUUGGAUACAUGUACUGUGUUCCUGACAGACCCUUCAUAGUGGUCAGGUCUGCUGUAACAUUUCCCAUCACACCCCUUGCUGUCCACUUCAACAGCUAACUCAUGUAUUCAUUUUGAUCUCACCUACCCACCCCACCCUCCAGAGGUCCAAUUCCAUUUCUCCCAUUUACAGGAUGCAUUUCAGAUUAUGAUUUUCAACUUAACCAAC
Messenger RNA from Chrysochloris asiatica (Cape golden mole), 3509 nucleotides. It is a transcript of the gene CBLB, whose product is annotated as Cbl proto-oncogene B, E3 ubiquitin protein ligase. Gene Ontology annotation, biological process: negative regulation of epidermal growth factor-activated receptor activity; cell surface receptor signaling pathway. Gene Ontology annotation, molecular function: phosphotyrosine residue binding; SH3 domain binding; calcium ion binding. The record is from RefSeq and is a predicted model, not a curated record. Gene Ontology annotation, cellular component: plasma membrane; membrane raft. The coding region runs from base 1 to 2955 and encodes 984 amino acids. Lineage: Eukaryota; Metazoa; Chordata; Mammalia; Afrosoricida; Chrysochloridae. The transcript has 18 exons.